AUGGAUGCACCUCAAUCCACGCGCCCGAGACCCUCAUCCAGGCCCACAACCCCUCUACGCCCCAGCUCGCGCUCUUCAUUACGGGAGGCCCACGGAUAUGGAAAUAGCAUUGGAAAUUCAGGAUACACUCAGCCUGCCAUCAAUGCCUUGGAGCCGCAGUUCGCUGAGCUGGCCGAUUCGAUGGCGGACCUGGAGGCCAACUUCAUGCAUUUGCAGCUGAUGCACGAGAGCUUGACGCGAUUCAGUGAGAGUUUUGCCAGUUUCCUCUACGGAUUGAAUAUGAAUGCAUUCUGUGUGGAUUUCCCAGAGGCGCCGAUUCCAGACUCGUUCAAAAAGGCUAAGCAAGAUGAAGAUGAAGAAAAAGAAGCGGAAUCAGAACCAACACGACCCGUCGACGACGGCGAGAUGACCUUUAUGACUACGGACACGACUUUUGUGGAGAAUCCAUCGAGCGCCACCACCCCCUCCUCUAGACCGACGUCAAAGUAUGCUGCGGGCUCACGAGUAUCUUCCCGUGGCACUGCCCGUGGUGCAGCAACCAGCCGGCACUGCGCGCGGCGCUCGUCCCAGCGCACUUCCUCGGGGCAGAGGGACUGGGACUCGUCUUAUUAUCCGAAUUCUGGUUGUGACGUCGAAUCAGAUCAUUCACAACCCUUUGUGGGCUGUAUAGCUUCCCUCCGUUCGUCUGCUAUUGUCCCUAUUCACUUGCUUUUGUGGGUCCUAUUGUUCUGUUACGCUCUGAUUGAUCAUAUUAUUGACACUAAUUGUUUCCAGAGUGCAAUGCUGGCCCUAUUCAGGAGGAGUCCUUGA
This is a messenger RNA of Penicillium mononematosum, 810 nucleotides long. RefSeq names its product DASH complex subunit DAM1. The transcript has 6 exons. Gene Ontology annotation, biological process: mitotic sister chromatid biorientation. The record is from RefSeq and is a predicted model, not a curated record. NCBI's taxonomy places the organism in Eukaryota, Fungi, Ascomycota, Eurotiomycetes, Eurotiales, Aspergillaceae. The coding region runs from base 1 to 810 and encodes 269 amino acids. Gene Ontology annotation, cellular component: mitotic spindle pole body; mitotic spindle; DASH complex.